AGCAGUAAUCAUAUGUUACAGUGGCAACUGGGCUCAACUUAUAAGACACCCCAGAGGUCUCAGUCAAUAUUGCGGUUGCAUAGGACUAUCAACUCAACCCCAUCGAGAACAAACCGUCACAAUGCGUGUCUCGCCUCUUGCUCUGGCUGCUUCCCUCUCGCUGAGUGGUGUGAAUGCCGCUCUCAGCAUUGUUCCUGGGGCAACAUGGACUGCCACAAACACCGGUGAACACGUACAAGCCCACGGGGCCGGCAUCAUCGAGGAAAAUGGCGUCUACUACAUGAUCGGCGAGGAAAAGACCGACGGCGCCCUGUUCCAGGCGGUCAACUGCUACUCCUCGACCAACCUCAUCGAAUGGAGCUUCGAGGGCCGCCUCCUGAGCCGCACCGAGGAGGCCGGCGACCUCGGUCCGAACCGCAUCAUCGAGCGGCCCAAGGUCACCAAGAACGACGCGACCGGCAAAUACGUCCUCCACCUGCACGUCGACUCCCAGGACUACAAGGACGCGCGCGUCGGCGUCGCAACGGGCGACACCGUCUGCGGCGAGUACGAGUACAUCCGGAGUUUCCGCCCCUUUGACUACCAGAGCCGCGACAUUGGCAUCUUCAAGGAUGACGAUGGAACGGGAUACCUCUUGACCGAAGACCGCGAGUACGGAACCCGAAUCAUCAAACUCACAGACGACUAUCUCGAUGUUGCCGAGGUGACCUUUGGAUGGGAAUACUUCGCCGAGUCGCCGGCGCUGGUGAAGCGUAACGGCACUUACUUCAUCUUUGGCUCUCACCUCACAGGCUGGAACCCCAACGACAACGUCUACAGCUACGCCACGUCUCUCUCGGGCCCUUGGUCCGAAUGGACCGAGUUCGCGCCCGUCGGCUCCAAGACCUACAGCAGCCAGGUCAGCUUCGUCCUGCCGCUGGGCACCGACAAGGCCAUCUACAUGGGCGACAGGUGGCACUCGACGAACCUCGCCGCCAGCACCUACGUCUGGCUCCCGCUGCAGAUCGAGGGCACGUCGGUGACGCUCGACUGGCACGACGCGUGGAACGUCGAUGUCGCGGCCGGCACCUGGUCCGAGUCCACCGUCACGACCGAGAUCGAGGGCGAGACCGCGGCGCUGGCCAACGGCGCCCGCGUUGUCGACUGCUCCCAGUGCAGCGGGUCCUCGGCGGCCGGGUAUCUCGGCGGGGACAUCGACGGCACCGCGACGUUCGACUUCAGCGUGGCCGGGGCCGACCGCGUCACGCUCAUCGUCAACCACAAGAACGGCGACAAGCCCUCGCGGUACGCGGCGGUCUCGGUCAACGGCAAGGAGCAGGCGGUGGCUUUCCUGUCCACGUCGCAUCUCUCUACCACUGGGAGCAGUGCCGUCCAUGUCGAUCUCGUCGAGGGGGAGAACACAGUCACGUUCUCGAGGUCGGAGGGCUGGGGGCCUGAUGUCGACCAGCUUGUCGUUCCUCAGUAGUUGCCGAGUUCAGCCUCAGACGCGAACUGAUAGCUAUUGUAAAAUUCAAUCAAUAAUCUCUCCGUUGAAGGUCAUCUCUUCGAACACUUUGCACCAGACUUGGAAUUGCUGCUAUCUUGCUGGAGUUGAUCGCCGAGUCAAACAGCAUCAUGUCUUUUUCCCUUGCAAUAUGAACAAGUCAAAGACCGAUUCCAUAUCGCAAUUGCUAUUGGGUGACGCCGAGGAAAAUGACGGCCUCAAUGGCUAUUUCGCAGCGUCGCACAGACGAGGUUUGCGUGUGUUAUCGAAGCGGUCGUGCCGAGUUUAAAACAGCCAUUCAGUUGAUGCGUAUCACAAUGGUGGCUCACAUAUAUCUAGAUGACAUUAACUUUACCCAGUAUUCUCUAGAGAUGCACUCACAAAAGCGAAUGAAGAACACAUUGUUUAUGACUCCCAAGCAUCGUGUCACGAGCCCUAUGGGAUAUCACCGGUUACCAAGGAGUUGAAGGAUUUGAAGCCAGGACUGGAUCAUGCCGGCAAACGGACGGACUUAUCGAAUCUCCUUGGAGCCGUAGCGUAGGGCUCGAGGGCACCAGUGGCCUCCUGAAACUACGCCAUAGGGGCCCUAAGGUCUAUUUUACGGCCUCCUUUCUCCCUGGCAACAAGAGAGGGAGGGCCAGAGAUGAUUAUUGUCA
Messenger RNA from Colletotrichum destructivum, 2139 nucleotides. RefSeq names its product Putative glycoside hydrolase, family 43, Galactose-binding-like domain superfamily. NCBI's taxonomy places the organism in Eukaryota, Fungi, Ascomycota, Sordariomycetes, Glomerellales, Glomerellaceae. The record is from RefSeq and is a predicted model, not a curated record. Gene Ontology annotation, molecular function: hydrolase activity, hydrolyzing O-glycosyl compounds. The transcript is spliced from 5 exons. Gene Ontology annotation, biological process: carbohydrate metabolic process. Bases 122 to 1465 code for a protein of 447 amino acids.